AACCACUUGCGAACACUCAAAAGAUGCAUUAUUAGCUUAAACUAAAUUGCUAAGAAUUAUACAUGCUGUGUAUGCUAAGUUAUACAUGUUGUGCGAACGGGGUGAUUAAUCUUAAAGUAGUAUACCGAUAUACCUAAACACUGGCCAACAACCUCUAGUAACGCAAGUCAAUGUAAAGUCACGUGGUGCGAAUAGAACGGCCAUCUUUCUCUGAAAACACAAACAAGAGUAGCGAGCCGACAAGACAUCAACACGCAGUGACCGUAGGAGGGGGGAAAUAAUAAAUACAAUAUUUUUAAUCAUUCACAAAAUAUUGAAUGAAUGAAGAUUGUACACAAAAAUAACGUAUUUGAAAAAUAAUCAACAUUGCUUCAGUAAGCAGUUUGAAGGGAGGUGGUCAGGAAUCAAAGGUGUCCUCACCUGGAGAGUCUCGGUCAAGCCACGUUUCAGUUGGAGAGAGAACGACAGAAGGCGAGAGAAGAGAGGGAGAGGAGGAGGAGGGAGAGAGUCGCGUCUGUUCCUGGCAGCUGUUCCAGCAGCCUGUUUUCUUCCCUGCGUUUAGAUUUAAAUCGAGAAGGAUCUUUAUUUUUUUAAGUGUGAUAUUACUGCUGUUGUCGUCCAAUCAUUAUUGUUACUAUUGACAGUGUUUUAUUUUGUUUGUUUCGUCGUUAUUGACUUGACAGUUUAUUCCAAUUUCUUUGUUCUUGUUUUUUAUUUGUACUGCUUUUUUUCGGCUGUGAGCAGAGGCUUCUUCCAAACUGUUCUCUUACCCGAACCAGCACUCUAUCCCCUAUACACACUUGAAACAGGCAGCUAUUCUUUAUCUCUGUGUGUUUUGGGGAGCUCUGUGAUCACAGCAAAAUAAGCACCACUCAGCCUUCUCACCUAAGCCUAACUAAGCCAGUCCUAGCCUGAUCCAGCCUGGUCCGCUCUUCUGGACAGGGUAAGAGCAAAAUACUCAGCUCUGUAAAGACGUAAGGAAUAUGACUGCUGAGACACUUAACUUCGGCCCCGAAUGGCUCCGUGCACUAUCCAGUGGGGGGAGUGUGACGUCCCCCCCUCCUUCCCCCGCCAUGCCAAAGUACAAGCUGGCCGAGUAUCGCUACGGCCGAGAGGAGAUGUUAGCACUUUAUAUCAAAGAGAACAAGGCCCCGGAGGACAUGCAGGAUAAGGAGUUUGCGUCUAUUCUGCAAGAUGAGCCCAUGCAGCCGCUGGCACUGGAGCCUCUCACUGAGGAGGAGCAGAGGAACUUCUCAAUGUCUGUGAACAGUGUGGCUGUGCUGAGGCUCAUGGGUAAAGGAGGGGGAGUUGCCCCAGCGGGCGUGGCCCGAGGCAGAGGAACCACGCGAGGAGGAGGCAGAGGGCGAGGUCGAGGCGAGAGUGGAGGAUUCUACCAAAGAAGUAUUGAGGAGGGAGAGGUAGGCUUCGGCCGUGGAGCCAGAGAGAUCCACCGCAGCCAGAGCUGGGACGACAGGGGCGAGAGGCGUUUUGAGAAGCCUGUGCGUGCCAGGGAGGGGGUACGUGUUGGCUUCGAGGAGGCGACCGGUGUCCCUGUGCCUGGGGUACCGAGGAAGGACUACACGCGGUCGGACAGUGAGAACUGGCGUAGCCUCCGAGAGGAGCAGGAGGAGGAGGAGGAGGAGGGGGCCGACCCCGGGGGCAGCUGGAGACUGGCCGGAGCACGGAGAUUAGAUGAUGGCGGUCCAAAGUCAGCAGGCUGGCGGGAGCACGACGGUCAGGUUGAGGGGCGUCGCAGGAAGUUUGAGUUUGACUUCGGCGGGGGUCGCAGGCGGGCCGGCAGCGAGGGGUUAGAGGACGACAGAGACGGACUGCCUGAGUGGUGCACUGAUGAAGAAGGAGAGAUGGGCACCUUCGACGCUUCCGGAGCCUUCCUACCCAUAUCCAAGGGAGGAAAGGAGGAUGAAUUGGACUUCCAGGGAAUAGAAGAGGAGGAAGAAGGGGGGGAGAGUCUUUCUGACAUGAAGAGGAUCAUGAAUGGAGGACAGAGAGUUGAUGGAAAGGAAUCCGCUGGUACCAGUCCCUCUUCUACCUCCUCCUCCUCUCCCCCUGGCCCCCUCUCUGCCCCUCCAGCUCUGGCUCUCAACCCCCCCAUGCCCCAGCUGUCCCUCACCGUGGCUGAGCUGGAGGCCUCUCAGAUGGCCAACAGCCACCCUGUCCCUGUUCCUGUCCUUGUCAAGGCCAGCAAGAUGCCAAGUGAAGUUCUCGAGGGCUCUCCACCAGGGUCCUCCACCACCCAACAGAGCCCCAGCACCACCUCCAGUCUGCCUUCACCCCCUCCCUCCUCUGCUGCUAACCAUCUCUCCCUGCUACCGGGGGGCGACACCGAGGACGACGAGGGCAUGAAGCACCUGCAACAGGAGGCAGAGAAGAUGGUGGCGUCCCUGCAGGACACGUCUCUGGAGGAGGAGAGUUUCACUCAGACGCUGCAGGAGAGCAGAAACACAGCCUCCGCCCUGCCCCUCUCCCACGACGCUGCCAUGAAGUGGUUCUAUAAGGACCCCCAGGCAGAGAUCCAGGGUCCAUUCACCACUCUGGAGAUGUGCGAGUGGUUCCAGGCGGGUUACUUCUCCAUGUCUCUGCUGGUGAAGAGGGGCUGUGACGAGGGCUUCCAGCCGCUGGGUGACGUCAUCAAGAUGUGGGGACGCGUGCCUUUCGCCCCUGGGCCCUCCCCGCCGCCCCUGCUGGUGAGACCUCCACCGCCACGCCCUCAGCCUCUACCGCCCCGGGGGUCUGCUGGUAGCAUGGAUCAGGACCGUCUGAAGAAGCAGCAGGAGCAGGCAGCAGCAGUUCUCUAUCAACAGCUCCAGCAGCAGCAGCAGCUAUUCCAGCUCAUCAGCAGGUGCGGAGAGCAGGGUAUUUUGCCUUCGGUGAACAGGUCGAUGUCAGUGCCAGAUACAGGGUCCAUGUGGGACAUGCAUACCUCAGCUUCACAGCAAUCAGGCGGUGAAGCCAGUUUAUGGGACUUAACAAUGAAUUCUUCAACUCAGGGUCCAACUCUCGAACAGCUUCAGAAGCUCCAGCAGGAGAGGAGAGAAGCUGAACUCAGGGUAAAGCGCGAGGAGGAGGAACAGCGCAAGAGGAGGGAAGAGAAGAGGAGGCAGCAGGAGGAGCAGAAGAGGAGGGAGGAGGAGGAGAUCUUCAGACGCAAACAGUGUCGCCAGCAGCAGGAGCUGAUCAUGAAGCUGCUCCAGCAGGCCCCCCAGCAGGGCUCAGGCUCCGGGGUGGGAUCUGGCUGGGGCACUGGGGGUCUCAACAAGUCAGGGGCCAAGGGCCUCAGUCUGCUUGACAUGCAGGAGGCAGAGAGGCUUCUUAAACAGCAGCAGAGAGCCCAGCAGCAGCAGAGAGAACGUCACCAAGGCCUGUCAAUGGGGGGUUCCUCCAUGGGUCAGUGGGGGGACGGAGGUGCUGUCACGGGCAGCCUGUGGGGAGGCGGAGGGGGGAUGGAGGGUAAGGCUGGGGGCGGCAUGGGUCUGUGGGAUGAGGCAGUGAAGAACCAGACCAGAAGUAGCAGCAUGCAGGGACUGAAGAACAGCCGCAGCAGCCCCUCACUCAGUGAGCAAUAUAUGCUGAGCUGUAGGAAGCAGCGUACGGAUGAGGAGGACAAGCUGCUGAAGCUGCUGCAGGGCAUCAAGACGCCUCAGGACGGGUUCACCACCUGGUGUGAACAGAUGCUGCACGCCCUCAACACCCAAGCCAACAACACCUCCUCUCCACUGGACGUGUCCACCAUCGUGGCGUACCUGAAGGAGGUGGAGUCUCCCUACGAGGUCCACGACUUUAUCCGCUCCUACCUGGGAGACACCAUGGAAGCCAAAGAGUUCGCCAAGCACUUCCUGGAGCGACGUGCCAAACAGAAACAGAACCUGCAGCGGCAGCAGCAGCAGCUAUCAAAGGAAGUAGCAGGGCUGGCCAUGAGCAACUUCCCUCUGCCGGACUCCAUGCGGGGAGUGAGCCCCAGCACCCUGCAGUCCAUGUUCCAGGCCGCCCAGAUGGGGAAGGGAGGGCUGUACGACACCCAGGGGGCCAUGAAGAAGAAGAAACAGCCUGUGGUGCUGCACUCUGACCCCAGCAUCUUAGGGUACUCAUACCACAACACGGGUGAGCGUCUGAGCCUGAAUGAGAUGGAGAUGGUGGAGGAUUACUGAUCCAGAUCUGAUCAGCGGCAAUAGCUACUACCUGAGGCCUUCUGUCUACUAAUCAGACAAAUCUGAUGACGAAUGUGCACUGCUUGAAGGGAGGG
Oncorhynchus nerka (sockeye salmon) is the source of this 4261-nucleotide messenger RNA. Its product is annotated as GRB10-interacting GYF protein 1-like. The transcript has 25 exons. The record is from RefSeq and is a predicted model, not a curated record. Gene Ontology annotation, biological process: insulin-like growth factor receptor signaling pathway. Gene Ontology annotation, cellular component: cytosol. The coding region runs from base 984 to 4166 and encodes 1060 amino acids. Lineage: Eukaryota; Metazoa; Chordata; Actinopteri; Salmoniformes; Salmonidae. Gene Ontology annotation, molecular function: protein binding.